Messenger RNA from Pelobates fuscus (common spadefoot toad), 5047 nucleotides. RefSeq names its product Ras association (RalGDS/AF-6) and pleckstrin homology domains 1 (gene RAPH1). Bases 351 to 4268 code for a protein of 1305 amino acids. Gene Ontology annotation, biological process: signal transduction. Lineage: Eukaryota; Metazoa; Chordata; Amphibia; Anura; Pelobatidae. The record is from RefSeq and is a predicted model, not a curated record. The transcript has 16 exons. Gene Ontology annotation, cellular component: cytosol; plasma membrane.
ACGAGAGGGGAGCUGGAGCUGAGGCUGGGCCCGGAGGCAGACAGGAGAGGGCACCAGGCACAUUUUACAAGGCGUGUGUCCUCCAUAAGGCGGCAGAACUGGCAUGGAAGGGAGCACUGCUCACACUGACCGGGAUCUAACAGCGGACUGAGGCAGCACUAAUACCGCACCGCCGGCUGGGAGCAAGGAAGGAAGGGCCUCCCCCCCUCUCCCAUCCUCGUCUCCUCCCUCGCCCCCUCCUCACUGUGAAGCCGGGCGCUGACUGGAGCUGAGAGGCCGCCGGUAUCUGGAUACAGCUCGGGAGCCGCACAGGAAUAGACCGGGAGAGCUCCCUGCACGCCGGCCAUAUAAUGGACCAAUUGUCUGACGAAGAGCUUGAUCAUGGGGCCGAAGAGGACAGUGAUAAGGAAGACCAGGAUCUGGAUAAAAUGUUUGGUGCUUGGCUCGGAGAGCUGGAUAAACUUACCCAGGUAUGCACGGGCAUUGAGGGAUAUAAAGAAAACCAGUUAUCUAAUUUGGAACCAGAAAAGCCAGAAGAACCCGUAAAGAGAUCUCCACUUCGCCAAGAAACUAAUCUGGCUAACUUCUCAUAUCGUUUUUCCAUGUACAACUUGAACGAAGCACUAAAUCAGGGGGAAUCAGUGGACCUAGAUGCUCUUAUGGCGGACCUCUGCUCUAUUGAGCAGGAGCUAAGCAGUAUUGGGACGCAUACGUCUAAGAACACACUCAAGCCCCAUGAACGAAAGGUUUCCCAAAGGCCACCAGCUGGUCGGAUAAGCUCCAAGCAGAGCAGUUUAAAGGGAUUGCCUUCCUCCUCUGGGAGAAUGACCAAGCCCUCUCAUGCCAACUUCUCCUUAGAUGACAUCACUGCACAGCUGGAACAAGCUUCUCUCAGUAUGGACGAAGCAGCCCGGCAGAGUGUUGUAGAAGAUUCCAAGCCAGUAGUAACCAUUCAUCAUCGGAGAACUGCAUCCGCAGGGACAGUGAGCGACAGCGAUAUCCGAUCGGUCAGCAACUCCUCACGUUCCAGCAUCACCUCUGCAGCCUCCAGUAUGGACUCACUGGACAUUGAUAAAAUGACAAGACCACAAGAACUGGAGAUUCUGCCACAAGUAACACCAAUAUCAGAGCACUCCUAUCUGGACAGGGAAACAUCCCUCCUGCUCAGAAACAUUGCAGGGAAGCCCUCUCACUUGCUGACUAAGGAAGAGCAAGCUGCCAAGAUAAAGGCCGAAAAGAUCCGUGUUGCUCUAGAGAAGAUAAAGGAAGCUCAGGUUAAAAAGCUGGUGAUCAGGGUCCACAUGUCUGAUGACAGCUCGAAGACAAUGAUGGUGGAUGAGAGGCAAACGGUACGACAGGUGCUAGACAACUUGAUGGACAAGUCACACUGCGGGUUCAGCCUGGACUGGUCAUUGGUGGAAACCAUCUCUGAGUUACAGAUGGAGAGAAUCUUUGAAGACCACGAAAACCUGGUUGAGAACCUAUUGAACUGGACUCGGGACAGCCAGAACAAACUUAUGUUUGUGGAACGUAUAGAGAAAUAUGCACUUUUCAAAAAUCCACAAAAUUACCUACUAGGAAGAAAAGAGACUUCAGAGAUGGCAGACAGAAAUAAAGAAGUGCUACUGGAGGAAUGCUUUUGUGGCAGUUCAGUCUCUGUGCCAGAAAUUGAGGGAGUCCUUUGGCUGAAGGAUGAUGGAAAAAAGUCCUGGAAGAAGAGAUAUUUCCUCCUUAGGGCAUCUGGUAUCUACUAUGUCCCAAAAGGCAAAGCUAAGGCUUCUAGAGACCUUGUCUGCUUUCUCCAACUGGACCACGUUAAUGUUUACUAUGGUCAAGAUUACCGCAGCAAAUACAAAGCACCCACUGACUAUUGCCUUGUGCUAAAGCAUCCUCAAAUCCAAAAGAAGUCCCAGUACAUCAAGUACCUGUGUUGUGAUGAUGUCCGAACCUUGCAUCAAUGGGUUAACGGGAUCCGUAUUGCUAAGUAUGGUAAGCAACUGUAUACUAAUUAUCAAGAAGCCCUGAAGAGGACAGAAGCCGCUUAUGAUUGGACAUCUUUAUCAAGUUCAAGUAUGAAAUCUGGAUCCAGUUCUUCUAGUUUACCAGAAUGUCAAUCGAACCAUUCCAACCAGUCAGACAGCGGCCUUUCUGAAAGUCAAGCCUCCUGCCAUAUGCGUUCUCAAAGCAUUGUGAGUUCUAUCUUCUCCGAAGCCUGGAAGAGAGGAACGCAGCUGGAGGAAUCCAGCAAGGCUCGAAUGGAAACCUUAAAUCGUCCUUUAGCUUCUCUGACUCCUCAGCCACACAUCCAGAUCAGGGCUGUAUCUCCUCAUGCGGCAUCUCAGCCAUCACCCCUUGCACCACCUCCUCCACCCCCACCUCCUCCACCUCCUCCUCCACCCCCUCCCCCACCUCCACUUCCCACCCAAUCUAAAAGUCCUUCUGUGUCCACACCAAUUUUGUUUGCUAAAUACAGCACCAUCACAAGAUUACAAAAUGCUGCCCAAUAUCCAGGGCCUACCUUUAAAUCCCCCACAUCAAAUAGCACAGUUCAACACAUUCCACCAAGUACAAAGCCUCAGAUGAUUGUUACCCCAAAUGGGGCUAUCCCGCCUCCACCGCCCCCGCCGCCACCACCACCUCCACCACCACCAGGUUCAGCAAUGGCAAUGCUAAAACCAUUUCCAUGUACACCAUCUAUGCCUCAGUUUACACCACCGCCACCUCCAAUGAAAAUCAAUCAAGUCCAGCAAAACAACAUUGUCCAGGCUGCCCAGCCCCCUCCACCACCUCCAUUACCACCUCCACCACCACCUCCUCCACCUCCACCUCCUCCCCCUCCAUUCCAAGCACCUAUUAAACAGUUUGGGACAGUUUCCAAGCCAGCCCUUCCUGUUGCCACCCCACCUGCAUCUGUAGCCCUGGGGCCUCCUACUGCACCCAAAAAGCAGCUUCAUUUUACACUCUCACAGACGCAACAAUCUUCAACGAGUCCAUCAGUUAUGUCUGCUCCCACUGCACCUCCAACCUUACCAAAACAGCAGAGCUUCUCAACAAAACCACCAUCUUCUCCACAGUCCCCUAUGCCUUCAGUUAAGCUGAUUGCUAGUCAGUUCCCACCACCACCUCCACCACUUUCAGAACCUCAGCCUCCUAAACCAGGCACUCCCAUCUCUGCCCCACAGUCUCCACCAGCUGUGAAAGCAAAACCAAAAUGGCAGCCAUUUCCAGUUCCAUCCUCUGACUUCCCCCCUCCUCCACCUGAAAGCAGCUUAACAAUUCUUCCUCCACCUCCCCCUCCACCUCCACCUCCCCCUGCCACAUCUCCAGUUCCACCUCCUUCCCCCACACCAGAAAAGACUGGUUCGCCAGCUAAAAAGUCAAGCAAGACAUCCAGUCCUGGCGGGAAGAAGCCUCCCCCCACUCCCCAGCGCAAUUCUAGUAUUAAAUCGAACAGCUCUGCUGAAUACCAUGAAUCUAAGAAAUCCUCUGUGGACAGCCUAGUCAGCAAGUUCUCUGACUCACCAGGAUCACCAUCAAAGGAGUCAUUACCUCCCCCUGCAGCUCCACCAAAGCCAGUUAAACUAAACCUUUCAGGUGUAAAUUUGCCCAUGGUUUUUCAGCAAGGAAAUCUUUCCAGCCAAGUCCCUGGGACGUUGCCUUCAGGAAAAGUGGCAGUCACUGAGUUUCCAUCUCCACCGUCUGAUUCUGAAUCCGAUUUCCCACCUCCACCAGCAGAUCUUGAGCUCCUGCCACCACCUCCACCACCUGUAGAUGGCCCAACAGUUUUGUUUUCUGGAAAUACUUCUCCAAAGGUGGCUGUGGUAAAUCCACAACCCCAGACGUGGUCAAAAUCUUCUGUAAAGAAAGCCCCACCACCCACCAGACCAAAAAGGAAUGACAGUAUGCGUCUGAUGCAAGCAGAAGUGACAGAAUCAUCUACCCCUGUCAGCCCACAAGUACCACCAACUUCACCUAAGCCAAGUCUUAGUGUGCAACCAGGUUUCCUUGCUGACCUGAACAAGACUCUACAGAGAAAAUCCAUUACAAGGCAUAGCUCAUUGUCAUCUGCCCGGUUAUCAAGGCCUGAGCCCACAGCCACCAUGGAUGAUAUGGUACUGCCACCUCCUCCUCCAGAACUGCUAGAAGACAAUCAAAAAGCUAACUGCUAUGGAGGCAGCCAUUUAUCAGGCUAUGCAACAUUACGAAGGGGGCCACCUCCAGCCCCUCCCAAAAGGGACCAGAACACUAAGCUUUCUCGUGAUUGGUAACCCACGUGUAAUAAACUCUUCCCUGCUGGUUCUGCACAUGGAAUUAUGUUGUACCAUGAACUUUAAAUUCUAUGUAUGAUAACCAAUCAAGCUAAGUCACGUUCAGAUAAAGGUUAACAUGCCCCUCAUUCAUCCUCAUGUUUAGCAAAUGAUCCUGAAACCAUCAGUCAAGUUACAAAACCAGUCCCUGUUAUGGAGAGGACCAAACACGACUCAUACUCUGCAUUUAAAGACACAUUUUGUAGUGUAUGUUGGUGUGCAGUGUGUCUCUGCAUGUUUUCCUACAAUAGGCAUAUAAUAAUGUAAUUAAUAAUGCAGCAGCUGUACAAUAAAAAAUAACAAGAAUGUUUUAUUUCACUCUGUCGGUUUCCACUUAAAAAAUAUAUAUAUAUUUAACUAAUGAUGUACUUGGUGCUGUAGCUUUGAGAACUUUUUAAGCAUUCACAUCUGGAACAUGUUUUUUUUGUUUGUUUCUUGCUCAUGUUUCUUAUAAAUAAUACAUUGCCUAAGUACCAAUUUUGACUUCCCAACUUUGACUCAACAAGGUCAUCUGAGUACCUGGUCAAGUUACUAAUCUUCUAUUACGAGUCUUUUAGAUUAAGCAUAUGAGAUCUAUAUCUGAAUUAACAGCAUUGCUGUAGGUAGUUGGUCGAUGAUGUUAUAACACUGUUUACAGCCCAAGAAAAAAAAAUGAUGCAAUAUCUGAAUAUGAGAUCAACAAUGACAUGAGCCCUGGUUCAAUAAUGAAAAAAAAUUAAAGUGUCUGUAAUAACAAGUAA